This is a messenger RNA of Ziziphus jujuba (common jujube), 1646 nucleotides long. RefSeq lists its product as uncharacterized. Lineage: Eukaryota; Viridiplantae; Streptophyta; Magnoliopsida; Rosales; Rhamnaceae. Gene Ontology annotation, cellular component: membrane; cytoplasm. The record is from RefSeq and is a predicted model, not a curated record. The transcript is spliced from 7 exons. The coding region runs from base 185 to 1249 and encodes 354 amino acids.
AAUAUAGACGUGGAGCUCCUACGGUGUCACGAAUUUGGUCCAUCUCCAUCAUUGCUUGGUGAGAGAGAGUGAAAAAAAAAUUCUCACUGUAGAUGCGGUGAGAAAAAGGGAGGGACUUAUAUAUUCAGAAUUCAAAGAGUUCAAUCCCAAUCCCACUUUCCAGAACUUGAUCAUACUCGUCGCAAUGGCUGCUCUCAGCUCCACCACCACUUGUAGAGCCCCUCCAUUCCCCAGUUCCUUCGUAAAAUUCCACAAACCCAACUUCUCUCCGGCCCUCUUCACCAAAUCCAAUCGGUGGAAUAAUUUGAGCUUCUCCACCAGAAAAAGAAGAAACUUGGUUGUUGGGUCGGUCGCAGAGGAUCGAAAGGUGGUUCCUUUGAAGGAAAACCAAUCAAAGGAGCAAGAGAGCCGCUUAUUGGAUGAUGGCUCCGAAGAGUAUAACGAUUUUUCUUCAUCUUUAGCUCCUUCUUCUUCUUCUUCGUCUUUUUCAGAGAAAGGGGAGGGUGAUGAUUUUGAAAGGUUCACCAGCAGAGCUAUAAACGCUGCAAUUGUUCUGGGAUUCGGGACUUUUGCUGUCACAAAGUUGCUUACCAUUGACCAUGAUUAUUGGCAUGGAUGGACCUUGUAUGAGAUACUGAAGUAUGCACCUGAGCACAAUUGGAUUGCCUAUGAACAAGCUCUCAAAGCAAAUCCUGUUUUAGCUAAAAUGAUGAUAAGCGGAGUUGUCUAUGCUCUAGGAGAUUGGAUUGCCCAAUGUUAUGGAGGAAAACCACUUUUUGAAUUUGACAGAAGACGUAUGUUCAGAUCAGGCGUUGUGGGGUUUACGCUCCAUGGAUCACUUUCUCACUAUUACUACCAAUUUUGUGAGGAUCUGUUCCCUUUUGACGAUUGGUGGGUGGUACCGGCCAAAGUUGUGUUUGACCAAACGGUAUGGGCUGCAGUUUGGAACAGCAUAUACUUUGUGGUUUUGGGGCUCUUGCGUUUUGAAUCCAUAGACAAUAUUUCAAGUGAACUGAAGGCAACUUUUUGGCCCAUGCUGACCGCAGGGUGGAAACUUUGGCCAUUUGCUCAUCUGAUUACCUAUGGUGUGAUCCCUGUCGAACAAAGGCUUCUUUGGGUGGAUUGUGUGGAGCUGAUCUGGGUAACCAUACUCUCAACGUUAUCAAAUGAAAAAUCUGAGUCACGAAUAUCAGAGGCAUCAUCUGGAGCAAACUCUUCUUCUUCAUCAAGCAAUUCUUCUAAGGAUUGAUUUAAUUUGUUUACGGCAAACCAAGAGACAAUUUUCUGGUGCAAGAGAACGAUGGCUAUAUCAUUCUCAUAGUGAUUUAAAGUUGAACAAUUUAUCUGGGGAGAAUACAGAAGAAAUGACUUCACAUUAUUAGAGAUCUGCUUGCUUGCUGGUUAUGCAUGUUUCUUUUGGGGAGGUAAGGAGUUGUAAUGAAUAUAGGUUAUACAGAAAACAAAAACUUUCAUCUUUUUUUUUUUCAUUAUUAUUAUUAUUAUUAUUUUAAUGUACUAAAUAUUUUGGUUGGGGUUGAAGGGAGGGAGUAGGCAAAUCUGUUGUAUCAAAUCAUGCUGUCCAUGUAUCCAACAUAUACAAACAAUUUCAUUAUAUGGACUCACACACAAAAGGUAUUGUAAUUUUC